AUGGAAAAAUUGCUUCUCCAGUGGAUCAACGAGAAGCAACUCGCAAGGGAUACGAUUACGGAGACCAUCGUCUGCGAGAAAGCAGGAGCACUGUAUGGGGAUCUCCUGAAGAAGAGCCCUGGAACAUCGACGGAGGAGACAUCAGCAGACGCAUUUAAGGUCAGUCGCGGCUGGUUUGAUAAUUUCAAGAAGCGGACUGGAUACGAGAAGCAGUGUGCUCUGACACGAAAGAAACUGAAGAUUUCGUGCGUGAAUCCGUCAGCUCAUUGUAGUCAAGGGGUACAUCGCACAAUAGGUAUUCAACUUGGAGACUUGAAGAUUAAGCUGUUCCUUGUCUACCAUUCCGAAAACCUACGAACGUUCAAGUCAUACAAAAUCCUGAAGGAGAAGCAGCAGGUCAUGUGGAGGGCAAACAUUAAAACCUGGGUCACCAGGCAAUUCUUCUCUGAGUGGGUCAACCUUGUCUUCGGACCAGGAGUGAAAAAGUACCUUCUGGAGAACAGUCUUCCUCUCAAGGCCCUCCUCAUCCUCGACAAUGCUCCUGCUCCCCCUUCUAGCCUCGAAGAUGAUAUCCUGGACGAAUUUAAAUUUAUAAAAGUUCUGUACCUUUCACGUAACACCACUCCUAUCUUGCAGCCCAUGGACCAACAGGUGAUUUCUAAUUUUAAGAAAUUGUACACCAAAAACCUGUUUAGUCUGUGCUUUGAAGUCACCGAAAAUACAAGUCUAACUCUUCGUGAGUUUUUGAAGAAGCACUAUAACAUUGUAAACUGCCUGAAAAUCAUCGAUAUGGCCUGGCAGGAUGUAACGAGGAGAACGCUGAAUUCUGCAUGGAGGAAACUGUGGCCUGACUGCGUAUCCGAAAGAGACUUCGAGGAGUUUAAGUUUGAGACACCUGUAGUCGAGGAGAUAGCAUCGCUUGGCAAGUCCAUGAGCCUCGAGGUUGAUGAUGAGGACAUUAACGAUCUUGUCGAGGAAUACUCAGAGAAGCUGACGACAAAUGAACUCCUGCAGCUUCAGAAGCAACAGUAUUUGGAUGCGGUGGAAGAGAUUGGUUCCCCGGAGGAGGACAGUGUAGCGGAGAAUGCUAUCUCUGCGAGGGAUAUAAAGGCAGUGUUGACGAAGUGA
Molecule: messenger RNA, 1128 nt
Organism: Octopus bimaculoides (California two-spot octopus)
Lineage: Eukaryota; Metazoa; Mollusca; Cephalopoda; Octopoda; Octopodidae
Product: tigger transposable element-derived protein 1-like
Source: RefSeq, a predicted model, not a curated record